Molecule: messenger RNA, 1345 nt
Organism: Cannabis sativa
Lineage: Eukaryota; Viridiplantae; Streptophyta; Magnoliopsida; Rosales; Cannabaceae
Product: cationic peroxidase 2
Exons: 3
Coding region: 153-1124 (323 amino acids)
Biological process (GO): response to oxidative stress; hydrogen peroxide catabolic process
Cellular component (GO): plasmodesma; plant-type cell wall
Molecular function (GO): peroxidase activity; heme binding
Source: RefSeq, a predicted model, not a curated record
UAGAAAGUGAGCCAAUUUUGCUUACUUUCUCAAUUCUCAAUCUCUCUCUUUACCUUUCAUGCAUAUUCCCUAUAAAUUCACAUAUACUUUCCACUCAAAAUUCACAGCCAAAAUAAACACUCACAAGUAUAUUAUUACAUCCCAAAAAUAAAAUGGAAGUUAACAAAUUAAUAUUUGUUACGAGAAUAUUUUUGUUAUUUCUUGGUUUGACAUCCACAUUGGCACAUGGCCAAGGAACCAAAGUUGGGUAUUACUCAACAAAGUGCCCUAAGGCCGAGUCUAUUGUUAGAUCAACAGUUGAGUCUCAUUUCAAAACAAAUCCUCGGAUUGCCCCGGGCAUUCUGAGGAUGCACUUCCACGAUUGUUUUGUUCGUGGUUGCGACGCUUCUAUCCUCAUCGAAGGCUCCAACACCGAGAAGACAGCAGUACCUAACCGUGCUAUACCCGGCUAUAAUGUUAUAGACGACGCCAAGAAGCAGCUCGAGGCUGCUUGCCCUGGCGUCGUUUCUUGCGCUGAUAUUAUUGCUCUUGCUGCUCGCGACUCUGUAGUUGUGACCAAAGGGAUUAAUUGGAACGUUCCUACUGGGCGUAGAGAUGGACGAGUUUCAAUUGCUUCGGAGGCUGGGGAUUUGCCUGGUCCUAAUGAAUCAGUGUUUAAUCAAACAAGGAAGUUUAAGAACAUAAAUCUCAGCGUUCAAGACCUGGUCACUCUAGUUGGUGGACAUACAAUUGGAACAGCAGCAUGCGGUUUAGUGACAGGGAGGCUAUACAACGUGAAUUCAAGCAAUGGUGCUGAUCCAUCCAUCGACCCUACCUUUGUCCCUACACUAAGAGCUCUCUGCCCACAAAAUGGCGGCGGUUCGAACCGAGUUGAUCUCGACACGGGAAGCGGCUCUCGUUUUGACAACAGCUACUUCAACAACUUGAGCAAGAGACGAGGCAUUCUCACCUCGGAUCAGCUGCUGUGGACCGAUCCCUCAACCAAGGGCUUUGUCCUCCAAUAUUUGAGGAGUGCCACCUCUUUCAACUUUGAGUUUGCUAAGUCCAUGGUUAAGAUGAGUAAAGUUGGUGUCUUGACUGGUACUCAGGGUGAAAUUCGAAAACUUUGUACUGCUAUUAAUUAACUAAUAACAAUAUGCUUUUUAAAAAUAUAUAUAUGGUCAAAUAAAACUGGAAUAUGGUCAUUGUUGGAGGGAGGUUGUAGUAGUAAAACUGUCAUACUAUAUAUGUUUGUAUAUGUAUGUUUUAUUAGGGAACAUUAAUAAAGUGUUUCUUAAUAUAUGGUUGUAUACUCGGAACUCAGAAGGAGAUGGAAUAUUUAAUAAUAUUGUAUUUUUUUUAUCUA